AUGGCGGACCAUGCAUCAGCUGUAGAUCUGGUGUCACCCUUCCCUAUGACUUACAAUCCUAAUACUUGGAACUUCAAACCCAGUAACUUCCCUGCAUUUAUGGACUAUCGCAUGCUGGACAGUGAUGGUUUUCGCAGCGGAAGUACAUUUAACCGUGUGCCGUCAUUCCGUAAUCGUACGUACAACAUACCAGUGACCAUUGAGAGAUCUCCCUCUGUACCAGUGCUUAGGACAUCAGAACCUUACCGCCCAGAAUGGACCUCAACGAUACGACCACUCACUGAUCGGAACACUACAUUUCCAUCGGAGCCGAACAUGCCAGUCGAUAGAACCAACUUUAACAUCGAUGAAUCUGGAAGUGACGACGUUGCUGCUGGUCGUGCUAGGAUCACCUCCAUUGACGUUCUGAGCGACGAGAAUGGUCGAUCGCACCAUACAGAGAAAUACGAUCUUGUCCAGGCCGGAGGUCUGGUAGUAAGGAGGGGGCAGUCGUUCAACCUAGUUAUGCACUUCGACAAAAAGUUUAGCCUCAAGAAAAAUACCAUUCGACUUGUCUUCAAAGCUGGACCGAAUCCCAAGCCCGGCAAAGGGACGCAUGUCCAGUGCUUGCUACAGUCUGAACGUAAACCAACUGGUCCCAGCGAAUGGACGGCUGUUCUGAAGGGAAGACACAAGGAAAAUAGCGUAGUAGUUAUGGUGACGCCGCCAGCAGACUGUAUUGUAGCAGAAUGGCGACUAACAGUGGAAAAUAUUGUACCAGAUGAUGUGAAACCACGUGCCCUGAAAUAUACUAUGAAAAAGAGUAUUUUUAUUCUCUUUAAUCCUUGGUGUAAAGAGGAUGAUACCUACUUUCCGGACAUGAGCAAACUAAACGAAUACAUUCUUAACGACAGUGGGGUUAUCUUUAAUGGGGAUUCAAAGUACAUCGAUCAAAAGCCUUGGUUUUACGGUCAGUUUGAGUCUGACGUACUGGAAGCUUCCUUGAUGUGUGUUCAGUUAGGAUUUGACUCUCGGUUUGGAUACGCCAUGUCUAACCCAAUCCGUGUGUCCAGAAUCAUAUCCAAGAUUGUGAAUGUUAAUCAGGAUAAUGGUGUGUUGGUGGGUAACUGGAGUGGGGACUAUAGAGAGGGGAAGAACCCGUCCUCUUGGAACGGAAGUGUGAUCAUCUUAAGACAGUUCCUCAAGUCAAGGAGGCCUGUUAAAUGGGGACAAUGCUUCACCUUCGCCGGAGUCGUGACGACCAUUUGCCGAGCUCUGGGAUUGCCCUGCCGCACCAUCACAAACUUCUCCUCCGCUCACGACACGGAUGGAAACAUCAAGAUAGACAUCUAUGUAGACGCCAACAGGAGGGAGGUGGUGCCCCCGAAUCAAGAGAGGGAUAGUAUCUGGAAUUCCCAUUGCUGGAACGAGGUUUGGAUGGAGAGGCGCGAUCUUCCCUCUGGAUAUGGCGGCUGGCAGAUAAUUGACGCCACUCCUCAGGAAGAAAGCUCUGGUUUCAACCAAUGUGGUCCAGCAUCACUUAAAGCAAUAAAAGAAGGCAGGUGCGAACUGCUAUAUGAUACGCCGUUUGUAUUUGCGGAAGUAAAUGCAGAUAAAGUUGUUUGGGCCCGCGGAGAGGGCGGUAAAUGGUCCAUUGUUACUCUAGAUCCUGCAGCAAUAGGUAAGAAUAUUAGCACCAAAGUUCCUGAUGGACUACCCAUUAGAGGACGAGGAUCUAGGAUUCGUGAGGAUAUCACGAAUGAUUACAAAUACCCAGACGCGUCAGCUCGAGAAAGACUUGCGGUGAAGAAGGCAAGCCGUGCUCGGAACAGUAGUGCACCCUACAUCAAUGAAAACAAAGUGGAAGAUGUGCAAUUUCACGGCUUUGUGGACAGAAAUUAUGUUAAUCUUGGCCAGGACUUUGUCGUGAGUUUUUCUUUUACCAACACAGCAGCACUAACAAGGACGGUCACGGCUAAGAUGAUCUGCGAGGCCGUAUUGUAUACUGGGCGGCGACACCAAAAAAUCAAAGAACAGUCGUAUCAGUUACCUGUUGCACCUUCAUCAAAUGGAGAGAUGUCAAUGGAAAUCUCCGCAUCGGAUUACCUCCACAAGAUUACUGAAAAUGUUGACCUCAAAGUUUCCAUUGUUGCGGAGGUUCAGGAGACGGGUCAGAUAGUCUCGUGGGAGGACGACUUCCGGCUCCUAAAACCGGCAAUGGGCAUUGAGGUACUUUCACCCUCUGUUGAGGUAAACAAGCCUUUCCAGUGUCAAUUAAGGUUCCGGAACCCACUGAACACAAUUCUUAGGAACUGUUCUAUUAGUGUGGAUGGACCUGGAAUUGAUGGAGAGUUCGAUCAGAGAAUCAGUGAUGUAGCGCCGAGAACCGAAUGGGUGGCGGAAAUGACGAUGACCCCGAGGACACCAGGCAGGAAACAAAUUACUGUUACCUUCAACAGUGACCAAAUCGACGAUAUCAACGGAACAGCUGAUGUUUUGGUGUCUUCAAGAACCCAUAAACAUGGAUAUAUGUUUGAUUGUUUAAACUAAUGAUUCUGAUAAUUUUAUG
Messenger RNA from Saccostrea echinata, 2548 nucleotides. RefSeq names its product hemocyte protein-glutamine gamma-glutamyltransferase-like. Gene Ontology annotation, molecular function: protein-glutamine gamma-glutamyltransferase activity. Gene Ontology annotation, biological process: peptide cross-linking. Bases 1 to 2529 code for a protein of 842 amino acids. Lineage: Eukaryota; Metazoa; Mollusca; Bivalvia; Ostreida; Ostreidae. The record is from RefSeq and is a predicted model, not a curated record. The transcript is spliced from 16 exons.